AUGACAUCAUGCUUGGAGAGCUCGCACCCGUCGCCGAGAGGAAGUGAACGGGAGUCCCCGUGGCGGAAGAGGCGGGCGCUGAGUCCCACUCCUCUCCACUGGCACACGGAGACGGAGAGAAAGGCGAGGAGGUGGAGAGCGAGCGAGAGUGAGAGAGAGAGUGAGAGUGUGAGAGAAGACGGUGUCCGUCAGUCUAAGACAGGGCUGCUGUAAUGGCCGCUAAGUCCGACGGGGUAUUAAAGAUGAAGAAAAGCGAAGUGGCGUUCACGCCUCUGCAGAAUUCGGAUCACUCGGGCUCCGUGCAGGGUUUGGCUCCGGGCUCACAGCCGGACUCGGGGACGGGAGAAGCGGAGUAUGGGGAAGGAGCGUCUCGCUGUUGCGGCUCUUCGUCCCUGUGCCUCCGCCUGGGCAGGGAGCAGCAACACUACUCGGUGUGGGACUGCCUCUGGAUCCUGGCCGCCGUCGCUGUCUACUUUGCUGAUGUAGGCACGGAUAUCUGGCUAUCGGUCGAUUACUACCUGCGCGCCCAGUACUGGUGGUUUGGGCUCACCCUCUUCUUCGUGGUUCUCGGCUCCUUCUCCGUGCAGGUGUUCAGCUUUCGUUGGUUCGUCCAUGAUUUCAGCACCGAGGAGAGCGCAGCGAGCGCCGGCUGCGCGCAUGUGGACGGCAAGCUUCUUGGUGGAUCUGCCGCGCCCGUUGACUCGGAUGCCCGGCCCUCUACCCCGCAAAGACAGGCGUCCACCGCCAGCAAGAGCAACACGGCGAGUAACAGCAGCAGCGGCAGCAGCGGAGGCGCUGCUCGUCAGGGCGAGAAGAAGAGAUCUGCAUCGUGCUCCUUCUGCAUCUGGCUGCUGCAGUCACUCAUCCACAUCCUGCAGCUGGGGCAGAUCUGGAGAUAUUUUCACACCAUCUACCUGGGCAUACGAAGCCGACGGAGCGGGGAAAAUGACAAGUGGCGCUUCUAUUGGAAAAUGGUAUAUGAGUAUGCAGAUGUGAGCAUGCUGCAUUUGCUAGCCACCUUUCUGGAAAGCGCUCCUCAGCUUGUCCUGCAGCUCUGCAUUAUAAUUCAGACCCUGAGCAUAGAGGCUGUCCAAGAAUUUGUACACGAUAGUGAAAAAGGAAGUGUGCCCUCAUUUACAGUAACUGUAUGCUUUACACCUCAAGAAAACUGA
Messenger RNA from Erpetoichthys calabaricus (reedfish), 1172 nucleotides. RefSeq names its product XK related 4 (gene xkr4). Bases 213 to 1172 code for a protein of 319 amino acids. The record is from RefSeq and is a predicted model, not a curated record. Lineage: Eukaryota; Metazoa; Chordata; Cladistia; Polypteriformes; Polypteridae. Gene Ontology annotation, cellular component: plasma membrane. Gene Ontology annotation, biological process: engulfment of apoptotic cell; phosphatidylserine exposure on apoptotic cell surface; apoptotic process involved in development. The transcript has 3 exons.